Uranotaenia lowii is the source of this 1321-nucleotide messenger RNA. It is a transcript of the gene mge, whose product is annotated as mitochondrial import receptor subunit TOM22 homolog. Gene Ontology annotation, biological process: intracellular protein transport. Lineage: Eukaryota; Metazoa; Arthropoda; Insecta; Diptera; Culicidae. The transcript has 3 exons. The record is from RefSeq and is a predicted model, not a curated record. The coding region runs from base 303 to 878 and encodes 191 amino acids. Gene Ontology annotation, cellular component: mitochondrial outer membrane.
UUCUUAUUUCCCCAUCGCCUUCAUCGUCGUGUUCUCGCGGAUGGAGUCGCAUGUGUUUUUCGGGGCUCCAAUUUCCGUAGAUAAGUUCUUUUCGGCUCGAAUAUUCGCGUGAAAUUUAUUCAAUCAAGUGACAAUUAAUGCGAAGCAAUAGCGGUUGAUCGAUUUUUAAGUCAACCGAAGCCGGAAAUCGGUACCUUUUUUGAUUCUAGUGGGUUCGUGCAAAAAAUUGUGUGCUGAGUACUUUUGGCAGAUCUCAGCAGUCUCCUCAGAAAUUUUCUUUUUGGUUUCGCUGUUACUUUUGAAUGGAGUCCGACCCAGAGGUAGUGCUGGUGGACAAAGUGGACGAGGACGAACUCUCGACGGAUAAGGACAGCGGAAUGGAGUCGGCAGCGAACAGCAAGGACGAUACUCCCGAACGCAAAAGCGCUACGCUUGAGGAUCUUCCCAAGGAGGAUGAGCCUGAGCCGGUACCCGUAAAACCAGUUGCAGCUUCAAAACCUCCGACAUCACAGCAGGCAGUGGUCGAGAAGAGGAGCACCGAUUGUGACAAUUAUGAUGACGAACCCGAUGAAACGCUCUCCGAACGACUGUGGGGCCUGACCGAGAUGUUCCCGGACGGCGUGCGCAACUUCACCGGCGCCGUUACCAACCUGUCCCUUACCAGUGUGAAGGUGCUGUACAAAUUUACCUGCAAUGCAUCGUGGAUCUUCUUCACCAGCUCGAUGAUCCUGUUUGCACCGGUUGUAUUCGAAGCGGAACGGGCCCAGGUAGAGGAAAUGCAAAAGACUCAACAGAAGCAGGUGCUCCUAGGUCCAGGAUCCGCUGUUGGGGCCGGUGGAGGUGGAAUCGCUGCUAUGCCUCCGAUGGCAGCCCGAUAGAUUUGGGGGGCGAUCAACUUCCUUUUUCCGGUUCAUCAUUUUAGAUUUGCACAUACAAAUAACCCAGUUAAUAAGCCAGUUAAUUAUCAUGUAAUAUUGUAAUUGAGGAGCGAAUAAAAAAAUCUUCGAAUUCGUUUCCAAACAAAAACAAUAGUCAUGCAACAUUUCUUCAUAAAGAUUGACGCCAACAGCAACUAAUAACUAUUACAGGCUAGUCUGGAAAAUGCUUGUCUUGAUGAUUUGCAGAGAAGCUUCCUUCGGGUUGCUAUCACGUUAAAACAUUUGAAACUGAGAAGAGAAUCCAAUUUAAUUUGAUUCUAUUAAAAAAGAAAGAAAAGAAACCGCCCGUGUAAUAGGGAAGAGUUUAAUAGAUUGUUGCUAAGCGCAGUGUAGUAGUCCUAUCCUAAUUAAAUGAACAAUGAAAUAAAAAAACUUUAAAUUGA